Molecule: messenger RNA, 4202 nt
Organism: Metopolophium dirhodum (rose-grain aphid)
Lineage: Eukaryota; Metazoa; Arthropoda; Insecta; Hemiptera; Aphididae
Product: alanine aminotransferase 2-like
Exons: 13
Coding region: 1667-3112 (481 amino acids)
Biological process (GO): biosynthetic process
Molecular function (GO): pyridoxal phosphate binding; L-alanine:2-oxoglutarate transaminase activity
Source: RefSeq, a predicted model, not a curated record
ACAAUAAUGAGAGGAUACGGAUAUUAUAGUGAAAUAUAUCGCAUGUAUAACACCGACAAUAACGCAGUGGAAUGACAAACAUAUUUUAUGUUUAAUUAUGUCAUAGCAUGUGUGGGCGUCGGACAAGUAAAGUAUAUUAAAUGUCUCAAUCGACUGUUAGCGAGUGGCGUCCAACAGAUGAAACGAUCCUUAACAAAUAUACACUACCUAUAAUAUAGUACCUACAUCAUCGUGCAGACUACAUCAUGAUUAUAAUAAUAUUACCUAUAUUAUUUAAUUUUUAAUUGUUUUGGUCAACUUAGGCCACCGCAUUGUUAUUACUAAUUACUCGUAUUCGUGUACUAUAUGGUCUAUGUUAGUAAUUAGUAGGGAUCGGAUUUCAAUGCAUUUGCAUCUUUUUUUUUGUAAUGGCUUACACGAUGCUUUCCAAGCUACGUAUGUGCUUCAAGUACUCCAUGUUGUAACACCGAAAUUUUUUUGGUGCAUUUUUUGCAAUUUUUCGGAUUUUAUACUUUUUGGAGCAUUUUUGAUGUUUUGAACGCGUUUUUAAUUUUUUGAGACAUUUUAAUCUAUAUCUCCUAUUAUGAUAAAAAAAAAAAAUUGACUUCAUUAAAAUAUAAACAUGGUGACAUCAGAUAAUCUGGUUUUAAAUUAUUAGACAAGGGUGCGACAUUUAUCUUUAUAAUGUCUCACCAACUGAUUAGCCGAUUUAAUCGCAUGCAUCUUUUAUCGGAGUAUCACAGUGUAAUACAAAUUUACAUGUUAAUUGCAUAUUUUGGUAUUUUUAGGGCAUUUUUUAGAGUUUUUCAGUCCGAGCUCCAGUUAUUAGUCUGUUAUUACUUAUUACAUGUAAUUAUUGGAAUUUACAAUGUAAUCGAAUGACACGGCCAACCCGAAAGGCUGAACUAUCUUUGUAGACCAAAACCGAACGUACAACGUAGAAUAUUGUGUUGUUCGCGAACGAAGGAGUCGAAUGUAUUUCUGCACGUAUCUGCGCAACUACACAACUAUGCGCAAUAUAUUAUGGCAUAAUAUAGGUCAACGGGCAUAAAAUAUAUGGAUAUAACGACUUGCCAGGCUCUAAUGAUUUCUUUACCACGCAUUCCCCACUACCACGCGUAGCGUAGGGUCCCCGACAAAUUAUAUGACAAAAAAACUCAAUUUGCUCGAACGAUAUAUAUCUUAUCAGACCGUCGCUCCUCGCUCGGUCAAGUGUCAACUGUCAAAACUAUCAAAAAAACUCUUGACUCUCUGGAAAGUGCACGCCCUAUAAUAGUGGAGUUCGGUCGCGUAUUUAUUAUAAUAUAUCAGUUGUACUAUAAUAUCAUAUAGGUACCGUACUUUAGUGCCACCGUUUAGGCAAUACUGGUUUACGGUAAACUACCUAAUGACUUUUCUAUAGUAUAAUAAUAAUAAUAAUAACAAAAUUUAAAUUUAAAAAGUGAAAGUGACGCGGACGUCUUAUCAUCAGCUACGUUUAUAAAUUAAGCUUAUAAAUUAUAAAACUUAUACCAUUAUAAUAUACCUAAAUAUUGUAUCGUAUCAUAAUUCAUAAUAUAGAUGUCCGGCAAACUACAAUGUAUGCCGUUAUGUCAAGUCACAAUUAGAAUUUUCCCAAUUUUUGAGGUUGUCUGUGAAUUCAAAGAACUUUUCCACCGGCCAAAAUAUGUCGUCGAAUCAGAAGGUAUUAAAUUUAGACAAUAUGAACCCAAACGUAAGGAUAAUGGAAUACGCUGUUCGAGGACCGUUACUGAUAAGAGCUACAGAAAUUGAAAACGAAUUGAAAAAGGGUGUUGAAAAACCUUUUAAAGAAGUGCUUAAAGCAAAUAUUGGUGAUUGCCAUGCAAUGGGACAAAAGCCAAUUACAUUCAUACGCCAGGUUUUAGCUUUGGUAUCUCAACCAGAACUGUUGGAUGAUGAUCGAUAUCCUGAAGAUAUUAAAGAACGUGCAAGAACUAUAUUAGAUGGAUGUCGGGGUGGUAGUGUUGGGUCCUAUACUGAUUCUCCAGGAAUAGAAAUAAUAAGAAAACAUGUUGCCCAAUAUAUUGAACGCCGAGAUGGUAUUCCGUGUGAUUAUUUAAAUGUCCUCUUGUGUGCUGGUGCAUCAGAUGGAAUAAAAGCUAUUCUACGAUUAUUGGUUGCCGAUGUUGAUGGAAAAAAACCUGGUGUAUUAAUUCCUAUUCCACAAUACCCAUUAUACUCUGCUACAUUAGCAGAGUUUAAUGUAAAACAGGUUGGAUACUUUUUAGAUGAAAAUAAAAAUUGGGGUUUGGAUGUGAAUGAAUUAGAACGAUCAAUAACUGAAGCACGCAAACAUUGUAACCCUAGAGCUAUUGUGGUUAUUAAUCCUGGCAAUCCAACUGGCCAAGUAUUAACCAAAGAAAAUGUGGUGGAUGUUAUUAAAUUUGCAUACAAAGAAAAAUUGUUCUUACUUGCUGAUGAGGUAUAUCAAGACAAUGUGUACGCAGAAGGAAGUACAUUUUAUUCAUUUAAAAAAGUAUUAACUGAAUUAGGAUCUCCUUAUAGUGAAAUGGAAUUGGCAUCAUUUAUGUCUUGUUCUAAAGGUUAUAUGGGAGAAUGUGGUCUAAGAGGUGGUUACACAGAAGUGAUUAAUUUGGACCCGGAAGUUAAAGCAAUGUUACUCAAAUCUGUGUCAGCUAUGUUAUGCCCUACAGUUCUUGGCCAAACUGUGAUGGACUGUGUUGUAAAUCCUCCACAACCAGGUGAACCAUCGUAUGAGAGUUUUCAAGAAGAAAAAAGUAGUGUACUAAAAUCUUUAGCAGAAAGAGCUAAAUUGGUGGCCGAUACAUUUAACAGUAUUCCUGGGAUGUCUUGCAAUCCAGUGCAAGGCGCAAUGUAUGCUUUUCCACAAUUCAAGUUACCUGAAAGAGCAAUUAAAGAAGCAAAAAAUCAAGGAAUUGAACCCAAUGCAUUCUAUGCGUUUCAACUUUUGGAAAAUACUGGUAUUUGUAUUGUACCUGGAUCUGGAUUUGGACAAGUUGAAGGAACUUAUCAUUUUAGAACUACAAUCCUUCCUCAGCCAGAUAAAUUGAAAAAUAUGUUGGACAAUUUCAAAGAUUUUCAUUUAAAAUUUUUAGAACAAUGGAAAUAAUAUUUAAAAAGAAAGAGAGUAUCGCAAUAAGUAAAAUAUUAUUUAAGUAGAAAUAAAAUACCAAUUACAUUUAAAUUUUACAACUGAUGCAAAAUGUAAGUGGUUUAUCUAAAAUGUAUGCUAAACUUACAGUAUUUAUGCAAUUUAACUUAAUUUUAUUUUAGCCAGAGAUUUAGUUAACUAAUAUUAAUAUUAACCUAGUAUAAUUUAAUUAUAUAUUGCCGUUUACUAGGUAUAUACUAUUGUUUCAUUUACCAUAUAGAAUUGUUCCUACAUAAUUUAUACAAAACAAUUACUAUUCAUUUUUAAUUUGUUGCCAUUAACGUUAAGGAAAUGGAUAUUGUAUUUUAAAUAAUUUUUAAUUUUAUGUUUUAUCUUUAACAUAAUCACCAUUUACCAAGACUGUUCAAGAAUAAAAAAAAAAGUUUCCCUGUUCUUUAAAUACUAUUUUUUUAUUUUUAAAAAUCACAACUUUAUUUUGAUGUGGACAUUUUUACCCGUGUACUUAUUCAUGUUUUCAUACUAGAUUUAAUUUUACAUUAAACUGUUAACAAUGUAACCAACAAUCUCUACAAGAUAUCGAUUAGUUAUACUAGUCUAAAUUUAAUUUUAAUUAUAUUUGUUGAUAAUUCAUUAUUUAUAACUUGAUAAGUCAAUAUUAGUUUAUACAAAUCUUAUCUAACUUUAUCAGAAAUUUAAAAAAUGUAGAACAAUAUUUUCUUAUAAAAAAAAUACCAAAAAUCUGUUAUCAAAUCCAUCCUUGCGUUACUUAAUUAUUUUUUUCCUUAAACUGUACCAUUUUUAUUUUUACAUCUGAGUUAUUUCUAAAACAAUUGUAUUUAAAAAAAUAUUUUAAUGCAUAUAAUAUAUUCUUUAAUUAUAAUUGAUUAAUUUGUAUUAUUGUAUGUAAUAUUAUGUAUUAAUAUAGUUUCCUUCUUAAACAAAUUAGGUAUGUUUGUAUUCAAUUAAAUAUUGUUAAAAGCUUACAAUUUAAUAUUUAUAAUAGUAAUUUAAACUAUCAGGAUAAUUGUAUUAGAUAUUCUAUUAUUUUUUUUUUUUUUGUUGUAUAACUACCACCAUUGAGUUUAUU